Penicillium salamii is the source of this 1728-nucleotide messenger RNA. NCBI's taxonomy places the organism in Eukaryota, Fungi, Ascomycota, Eurotiomycetes, Eurotiales, Aspergillaceae. The record is from the annotation of a GenBank genome assembly.
AUGUCGCUCAAUCAUUCAGAGGAAGCCUGGGAUAAUCCCAAUGCUGGUUUCUGUUCAGACGAUGGCGUACUUUCGAUUGACUUUGCGGAAGUUGAUCCUAUCUUCGACCCCAAUAUAUUCCACAACAACCCCACCAAUUAUCCAGAAAUGCUGGAUUUCAAUACCCUCAGCACAAUCAGAUCAGUUGAAUCUGAGCAGGGCUUCGGGUCGGCUGAUAGCUUCUUCAUCUCGUCGCCCGCCGAGGGCUUCACGGACUUCUUAAACUCACCACUCCCAUUGGGACAUCCGCCACCUACUCACAUUGAGGUUGAAUAUGGGAGUUCUUACAGUACCAUGGAAACGCUAUCUAACAGACUGGACAGCUUACCUGCUAUUAGCACCAGCGGGCUGGAACUAACUUCUGAACAUGGGAGCCUACCUGGGCAGGAAAUGAAUCAUCAGCAAAUUCCGGUUCGAACUUCUAGUAGCCAACGUGGUCUUCCUCGGCGGAGAAGUCGAUACUUCACGCCAAGGACAAAUAAUAACACCGACCAUAUAUACGAAUCGUGUACAAUUGGUUUGAACCCCAUGCAACGUUGGCAGCAUCAGUCGGAAGACGAACCGGCCUCUAUGACGGCCAUUAUGGAUGCCAUGAAGCAGACACCGACAGUCCAUCGAACCGACCAAUCUAGGAGGGGCCGUAACCUCUCCGCUUCCCGGUCUCGUCGGUCAGUUUCUACUACAAGCCGUGAAUCAAGCGCAUCAUCUGCAGCCAGCUCAUCCCAUACCCGCAACUCAUCGCGUGUUCGGAAGCGUCAAUCGCAACCCCGUUCGGCUCAAGAAAAAUCUCGCAACAACAAACCCCGUGUCUUCUGUUGUACCUUUUGCUGUGAUCGCUUUGGAAGUCGAUACGAAUGGGUCAGGCACGAAAAAUCGCUGCAUCUGCAUCUAGAAAGCUGGUAUUGUGCACCAUUUGGGCCCUCAGUUCUGUCGGCUGUCACAGGAAAGCAAACCUGUGCCUUCUGUGAAUUAGACGAACCGACCGAAGAACACCUCUCAGGACAUAGCUACGAGGCUUGUCAGGGUCUUUCCAACGAACUUCGCUCAUUCCAUCGAAAGGACCAUCUGGUACAGCAUAUUCGCCAUGUACACAACGUACAACAAACACCACCCAUUGAUGACUGGAAGAUAGAGGUAAAAGAUGUUAUAUCGAGAUGUGGGUUCUGUGACACAACCUUGAAAAACUGGGAUGAUCGCGUCUCGCAUCUAGCCAAGCAUUUUCAUAAAGGAUCUACGAUGAAGGAUUGGAAGGGAGAUCACGGUUUCGCCCCUAAAAUUGCAGCUCAACUGAAGAAUGCGUACCCACCAUAUCUUCUUGGUUGGGAGUCAGAGUGUAUAGUCCCUUUCUCUGCAACCAGCAAAGACGCACACGAUCAAUAUACGACCCUUUUAUCUGGAGCCAAGAUGGCCGAAGAGAAAGAAACAGAAAAAAGACCGCCAGAAGUUGAAACCAAUGAUCAAACGGAGCCACAGUUGCCAGGGUCCUUAAAUGUGUUUACCCGACACCUCGGUCAAUACGCUCGAACGCAGAUCGGACUCGGCAUUGUACCCACGGAUGAAAUGUUUCAAAAAGAGGCCCGAAAGGCUCUCUUUGAUAGUGAGGAUGCCUGGGAUCAAACCAUUGCAGAUAAUCCAGAGUGGCUCUCUGCGUUUCGGCAACUGCAUGUUACCUCUACUGAACCCCAAUGA